Mycosarcoma maydis (corn smut) is the source of this 954-nucleotide messenger RNA. RefSeq lists its product as uncharacterized. Lineage: Eukaryota; Fungi; Basidiomycota; Ustilaginomycetes; Ustilaginales. The transcript has 2 exons. The coding region runs from base 1 to 954 and encodes 317 amino acids. The record is from RefSeq and is a predicted model, not a curated record.
AUGCCGAAAAGCCGCUCACUUCCUCCUACGCUUAAGCAGCUCCUUCAACAGCCCACGUUUCCCGCCCGAGCUUCAAAGCUGUCAGCAUCGAAACAGCUCCCAGCUGGACGGCAAGCCAACCCUGCGCCCACUCCGAAGCUUACAGCUGUCAGCCAGCACUUCCGUAGCCUUCAGGCAGAGGCCACACAAAAAGGCAUCGGGUGGGGCGAAUGGAUAUCAAUCGCAACAGCGACAUUAUUCACUCUGAACAACCCAGGCAGCCUGCAUGCAUUGCAUCAAUUCGCAGCUGGAUCCAAGACAGAGGACCUGGAGCACAGAACCAACGUGGCUCUUCUGAUGCGAGAGACGGGUCUCAAAUGCAUCGGAUUCAUAGGUAUCCCCAAGGUGAUCAACAAUCUUGCUGCGCUGCGAAAGGUGGUAGAAGAGGAUGAUCAGCUCGUACAGGCGCUGCCGACGCAACCAAGGAGACAGAUCGGAAAGGAUCGACUUGAUGAUGUUCACAAAGCGGCGUAUGGGCUUUGGGACGACAUCUAUACACCACAUUCCGAGAAAUUGCUUAAGAUUCUCGGCAGCUCGCACCCCGAUUUACCUGUCUUCAUCGUCGAGUCCGAAUACGGUCCUUUGUUCUCAUCGCCCGCUUCGUUUGCUCUUCCCUCGGACCCAGAGCUAAUGAAAACAGAACCGAGCUGGGAUGUCAACCGUCUACGUACCUCGCUCGUUGCUAUUUCGGCACUGAGAGCUCAAGGUGGUGUAGGUCCUCAGGUAACAAGCCACGUUUGGGGUCUGAUGAAGGCCAAGGACUCGAUUAAGCCGGAUGAUGCUAGCAAGCAGGGCCUCGAGUGGUUGACCACUGAGGAAGGCGCUCUUUGGGUGGUGCGCACUGUUGACAGCCUAUGUGAAGCCAUCGAAGGAGCCGAAGAAUUCGAAGGACAGGGCAAAGACAGUAAGCUUUGA